This is a messenger RNA of Acanthopagrus latus (yellowfin seabream), 4808 nucleotides long. It is a transcript of the gene rpap1, whose product is annotated as RNA polymerase II associated protein 1. Gene Ontology annotation, biological process: transcription by RNA polymerase II. Gene Ontology annotation, cellular component: nucleus. Lineage: Eukaryota; Metazoa; Chordata; Actinopteri; Spariformes; Sparidae. The record is from RefSeq and is a predicted model, not a curated record. The transcript has 27 exons. The coding region runs from base 149 to 4387 and encodes 1412 amino acids.
CGGUGUCGUGAUUUUGUUUGGUGUUGAGUGUAAAAUGUCUGGCUUUAAUUGAAUGAGGUCUGAGAUUUCAGGUUAAUGUUAAGCUAAAGUUAACAGCACGUUACUUUUAUCCCCGGUGCGUGUCGGAUGUAAACUCACCUGCAUAGAGAUGUUGCGUCGUCCAAAGCCAACUGACUCUGAGGCUGACCUCCUGAGAGAGCAGGAGCGGUUUCUGACCUCCGGUGCUCCGUCUGCUGCCAAUGUGGUCCGCCGACCUGACAAGAGGAGAGGCGAGGCUGGAGGAGAGGGAGCGGAGCAUCAGGGAGAGGAUGAAGAGAGACAGAGGGAUGUUGUCACCAUAGAAGAUCUCCCGGACCAGCUCCCAUCUCUGACGCCAGCCCCUGCUAAGAAGUCUCGCCUUAAAGCCAGUCGUGUCACGUUCGAGGACGAGGAUGCCGGUGUGAGGCUCGACACACAUGACACUCACAUCAGUGCUGUCCUUUCCAGGAUCGUUGAAAGAGACACCAGCUCUACUCCGAUAUCUCUACCAGCACUUACAGGCCUGGCUUUCCCCAAAGUUUUGCACCGCUCAGAAACCAGCAGUCAGGUGCCACUGUCUUCUCCUGGUGGAAAGAAGAGUAUCUUUGCACGUCAGAUUGCUGCACAGAGGGUUAAAGAGGGAAAGACACCUUUACACUGCGCACCUGAAGCUGUUCACACACCUGAGACCAGUAUGGAUACAGAUCAGUGUGAUGCUGCGGGUGAUUCUUCGGGCCCCAGGCUGGUGUGUGGUCAGGGGCUUGCAGGCCCAGACAGCUCAGGAGAGACCAUUAGGAUCCACAGGGAGAACCAGGCUAAGCUGCAGGCAAUGUCUCGGUCUGAGAUACUUGAUGAGCAGAAGAAACUCUUAUCCCAGCUCGACCCUAGACUGGUGGAGUUUGUUAGAUCUCGUAAAGCCCAGAGCGACCCGUCCUCUGCCUCCCCAUCCAAACACCUUCAGGUCAAAAGUGGCAAUGCAAACUUUCCUCUUGAAAAUGCGUGCAGAGAGUCAGACUCCUCCAGUACUGCUGCGCUGCUUCAGAAACCUCAAGAAGUAGAAAUGGAAGCAGAGGAGGAGGAGGAAGGGCCACCGCCGCCUGCUGUGACGGAGGAAGAUCUGCCAGUAAAGCCUCAGAAGGAAUGGGUCCACAUGAACAAGCUUGAGCCAGAGAAGCUGGAGUGGAUGAGAGACUUACCUGCUCCCAAAAGGAAAGGAACCAAGAAGGCCAUGCAGGCUCGGUUUGACUUUGCGGGGACAUUAAUUCCACCCACUGAGGAUCUGCCAACCCACUUAGGCCUGCACCACCAUGGAGAGGAGCCUGAGCGGGCAGGUUACUCCCUGCAGGAACUCUUCCUGCUGUCUCGGAGUCAGCUCAUCCAGCAGAGGACUUUGGCCCUCAGCACGCUGGCCAACAUCCUCGCAAAGGCACGUGCUGGGGAGUAUGUGUCUGUUCUGACAGGCAGCAUAGUGUCCACUCUGCUCGAUGCCGGCCUGCUCUUCCUUCUCCGCUUUGCGUUGGACGACAGUGUGGAGGGAGCGAUGUCUGCAGCCGUGCACGCUCUUAAAGCACUCCUUGUGUGUGCAGAAGAUGAAGAGUGUUUGGACAGCACGUUUUCCUGGUUUCGUGGCCUGGCCUCCUUCCCUCUGCUGCCAUCUGCUCAGGAGGAGGAAGAUGAGGAGGAUGAAGGGCUGCCUGAAUAUAUGAGGGAUACCCCGAAAGAGAAGGAAGAGAGGAAGAGCGAUCACGAUGUGGCCAGACAGGAUGUUGUCAAGGGUCUGUUAAAGAUGAAACUGCUCCCCAGGCUACGUUACAUCCUUGAGGUGGUGCGACCUUCUCCUAGAGUGGUCCAGGACAUCCUGGAGAUCCUGACUCGUAUCGCCAGGCACUCCUCCUCAUCUGCCACCCAGGUGCUUGACUGUCCUCGCCUGAUGGAGACAGUGAUGUCAGAGUUCCUCCCCCCUUCCUGGACAAUGCCAUCAUUGCCUCUUCCUCAGUCUGUCUAUGGACUCCCCCUGGCCAGCAACAUGAAGCUGUUGAGGGUAUUGGCCACAUCAGGCAGACACGCCUGUGCCAGACUGUUAAACUCUCUUGGAGUGAGGGAGCGUCUGUCUUCUCUGCUGAGUGCUGAGCCCAGUGAACUGCUGCUGGAGUCGACCGAAGCCCUCAGGAUCACCACUGAAUCCUACAGGCUGUGGGCUGUAGCAGCCGGCUACGGACAAGCCUGCAAAUUAUACAUAGACCUGUAUCCAAGCUUAGUCAAGGGCUUACAGUCGGUACACAGACUCCUGGCUCCUUCAGAUCCUCUGCUGCCCCUGCAGAUCCAGCGCACCCUGGCUCUGCUUUGUCUGCUCACACAGGUCACACACACUGCCGGCUGCCAUCAGGAGCUCCAGGCUGGUAUGGUCAGUUCUCAGGGAGAAGAAUGCCCUCCUCCUCCACCAGUGUCCUGGGGCCAUGUCACCGGGUUGCAGGCGCCCCUACUGGGGCAUUUGAAGGGCUUUGUGAAGAACCUUGAUGAUCCAGAGCAGAAAGAGAGCAGCCUGGCUGUGAUACCAGCUUACCUGACCUACCUAGAAGCUUACUACCAUCAACUUUCCAGACAGAACUGUUUCAAGCCACUUGAGACUCUCCAAGAACUGGAGCUGCUGACGUCUGAGGUUCUUCUCCCUCUGAUGUCCCACCAUGUUGUUCAAGGCCUGAUGAAGAACCUAAAGUCUUCCUCAGUAGUGUGUAAUGUCCAGCCCAGUCAUCUGGGUCCAGAGACUAUUCCCAGCCUUCCUGGUUUGGCCUGCCCAGGAUUGAAAGACCGCCUGGGCCUGGUUGUUCCCAGCUCCCCCUUUCCUCUUCUCACAAGCCUGGGGCUCCUCCUGGAAACAAUCACAAGCAUCCAUAAAGGCCUCAGCUGCAAGUUCACUGGUCUCCUCCUGUCAGAGCCUGUUAUUGGUUACCUGCAAAGUUGCAGUCAAGCUACGCCCACCCUGUCUCACACCAGAGCCUGGCUUCUCCGUCAUGAACACCACCUCCUCUACCUGCUGCUCCGGCUGGCACACAGACUUGUUCCCACUGAGCCACAAGUAGCCAAGCAUGCCUCAUUGUACCACCAGGUGGCUCUGGUCCUGCUGCCAUGGUUGUUACCAGGUAGCGAGUAUCUGGCACAUGAACUGCUGUCCACCAUCAUCUUCAGCAAGGACUUCCUCUCAGAGGGCCACAGUGGAGGACCAGAGGCCGUAGAGCUAGGCGAGCUGAAACUCCAAGAGGAAACACAAGAACACACCUCCCCCUCCCUCCAGACUGUCGGAGCUCUCCUGAGAGAAGCCUGCGUCCAGCUGCCUUCCAUACGAGGGUGCUUCCUCACCCACCUGGCCCACCUGGAACCAUCCGUACUGAUGUCUCGAGACGCUCUGCUCGGCCGCAACCCCUGGAUCAACUCCCAUCUCCUCCCGGAGCUCACUGGUCCCACGUUGCCAUCUGACUGGCCUUUCCUCCCGCUUGUCAGCCUCUAUGAGCGAUCAGGGGUGUCUGACGGUGGGGGGUUAGCGAUGGAAGAGCUCCCAGGAGGGGCUCUACAGAUGGUGAUCCACUGUCUGCAGUGGCUGCUGCUGCUGGAGGUCUGGAGGGAGGAGGCACUUAAGGUGAUGCCUCCCGUUGCAAAGCUCGCCCGUCUGUCCUGUGUGUUCCUGUGUUCCAGUGACUUAUUCCUGGAGAGACGUGUUCAGAAACUGACCUGGGGUCUGUUCAGACUGCUGACCAGGCAGUCUAGGCUGGACUCUUUGGACCUGAACUUCCCUCCUCCAGGUCUAGCCUCUUUCCAGGAUUUGUACUCUGCUCUUCUGACUCAGUAUGAAGCCGUGUCCUUUGGAGACCCGCUGUUUGGCUGCUGGGUUCUCUUACCCCUGCAGAGGAGGUAUAGUGCCACCAUGAAGCUGGCUGUGUUUGGAGAACAUGUGGGGAUGCUGAGGUCACUGGGAGUCACUAUGGGACAGCUCUCCAUCCCUAUCGAGCGCUUCACGUCUCCCCCUGAAGACUCCCUCCCUCUCCUCCGUCUUUACUUCCGCUCUUUGGUGACGAGGAUCCUGAAGCCUUGCUGGUGUCCUGUUCUGUACGUGGUUGCUUUGUCUCAUGUCAACUCAUUCAUCUUCUCUCAGGACGCUGCAGCACAGGAGGUUGAAGCAGCUCGACGCAGUAUGCUGAGCAAAAUCUACUACCUGACUGACGAGGUGUUGAGGAACCACUUGCUGCUCUUCCGUCUGCCACAACAGCACUUAGAGUUUGGCUUCGAUAUGUACGAUCAGUUGCCUCCCAUUAGGGCGAAACGUUUGGAGAGUGUCAUUAGACUGCGGGGCAGUGGCGAUGACAAAGGAGACUGAAGGCUAAGGGAAUGGAAAAAUGGGAGUAGAUAGCCAAAAACAGAAGAGACAGAGGAGGGACAGAAUGUGACUGGGAGAAAAUCUUAGUAGAGACUAGAGCGCGGUAAAGAGAGGUUGGAUGUGGGAGAGGAAGUGAGACAUAAAUGGUAAGUACUGAAGGUGUCUCAUCAAGAUCGGGCUUGGAAAAAAGAAAUUCAGCCAACGCUAGAAAUUAAGUGCAGAUGCACAAGUCCCACAAUCUGAAGGAAUUCAACAUUUUUCCUUGACACCAGCGCUUUGCCAGACUCAGUGUGCAUCUGAUGAGCUUGGGAGACAGACCAGGACAGUUCUUUGCAUCUCGGAGUAGGGACAAAUGACCUACUUUACAAGUGCCUGUGAAAUUGUCUUUUCUGUGAAUAAAACAUGAUUUCAAGUAUGUGUA